This is a messenger RNA of Trichoderma gamsii, 732 nucleotides long. RefSeq lists its product as hypothetical. The transcript has a single exon. The record is from RefSeq and is a predicted model, not a curated record. Gene Ontology annotation, molecular function: small ribosomal subunit rRNA binding; structural constituent of ribosome; mRNA 5'-UTR binding. Gene Ontology annotation, cellular component: ribosome; mitochondrial small ribosomal subunit. NCBI's taxonomy places the organism in Eukaryota, Fungi, Ascomycota, Sordariomycetes, Hypocreales, Hypocreaceae. The coding region runs from base 1 to 732 and encodes 243 amino acids. Gene Ontology annotation, biological process: ribosomal small subunit assembly; translation; maturation of SSU-rRNA from tricistronic rRNA transcript (SSU-rRNA, 5.8S rRNA, LSU-rRNA).
AUGAGCCAGCCAUUGAGAAGCUGCUUUGCGGCGCGACCGCUCGCCCGGAUAUCACAGAACAUUGCAGCCAGGAAUGGCGUGCAGAGCGCCAGGUUUCUGUCACAGACAAGCGCACGAUGGGAGGACUCAAAAGAUGCAAAGCCAGGCUCGCCCAAGACGGUGCCUCCGAAGCCUCGAACCGAAAACCUCCUCGAAAGCAUCUGGGGCACCUCACUGGGAUCCAGCGGCCGGUCCACGCAGCCUGAUUCCAUGGCCAGCCUCUCCCAGAGCAUGGUCUUCCAGGCCCUCAACAAGUCCAACAUCGAUACCAGCGUCCUAUCCGGCGCACCCUCACAGGCCACCCAGAAGAAGGAGGACGAGCUGGAGCCUUUCCACUUUCACAUCUACGCACACAAGCACAACACACACAUCACCUGCACAAAGCCGAACCGGGAGCCCAUCAUUUCCAUGUCGUGCGGCAACAUUGGUUUCAGAAAAUCACGGCGGGGCACUUUCGACUCGGCCUAUUCACUGACAAAAUACGUUUUGGAGCGAUUGAUCCACACGGGGUGGCCCAUGAAGAUUCAGCGUCUUGAGUUGGUUCUACGAGGAUUUGGUCAGGGCAGAGAGGCUGCGGUCAAGGUUCUAAUGAGCCCAGAGGGCAAAGUGCUGCGGGACAAGAUUGUGCGGGUUGCGGAUUCAACGAGAAUCAAGUUUGCAGGAACAAGGAGCGAGAAGCCCAGGCGUUUGUAG